AAGCUAGGUCUCGCUUAGGGUUUGGGAAAGGGUGGAAGCUAAUUAGUGCCCGAUCCUAUCUUGACAUUUCUUUCUGAUUUGCCAAAAGAAAUCAUGGCUCCAAAAUCAAAAUGGAAAGCGGGUGGGGUGAAGAAGAAAGGACCCAAAAGAAUCCCUCUUCCGGCGGAUCUAUUGCCUGGUGCGCCUCUGAGUUUUGACUGGAGAGAUGGAUUAAACGGGAAGGCAAUCAUUUGUAGCCCCAUAAUGACA
Messenger RNA from Linum tenue, 249 nucleotides. NCBI's taxonomy places the organism in Eukaryota, Viridiplantae, Streptophyta, Magnoliopsida, Malpighiales, Linaceae. The record is from the annotation of a GenBank genome assembly.